Molecule: messenger RNA, 862 nt
Organism: Dichomitus squalens LYAD-421 SS1
Lineage: Eukaryota; Fungi; Basidiomycota; Agaricomycetes; Polyporales; Polyporaceae
Exons: 3
Coding region: 321-674 (117 amino acids)
Source: RefSeq, a predicted model, not a curated record
CAUACAUUGGAUGGGGAAAUUAUCGCUACUAGGAUUAGACCGAGUUGAAUCGGCUAUAGACUAUUUAAGAAGGAAACCAUAUAUGCACGACAUCCACUUCAGGUUAGACCGUAUCUCUGUACUGGAAAUCGUGUCUAACCAUUCACGUGCUCAUACAGGUCUUCUCCCGCGACAGCAUGACCAGCUAGAACACCGUUCGUCACCAAAAUCCUCAGCGAUAACACAUCUCCGGACUUCUAUGCGAUUGUCGCGUCCACUCAGUGGGAGCCUUGGUGGCUUCGUUGGUCCCAUGGCUCGUGUGCACCUGUCUGCCACUGCCUAUGAUUCAUCGAGAUGUGAACUUGGCGUGGACCGUCUGCCGUAUCUACCUACACGUCCGUCUCCUCCGCGCUUAUGUUUUCAAUGCGGUUGACAUGCAUUCUCCCCGUCAGAUUCAGGAAGGUUCUUUGCCAUGGACUUUCAGACCGGAUGAAUAUAGCUCGUCCGUGCCGUGUAAGGCCCGUGGCUCACGUAGAGCCCAGAUGAUCGAAGCUCGGAAAGCUGGGAACUCUCUCGGAACAAGUCGGUGGUCGCGUCUGUCCGGCUUCUCCCCCCUGCCGCAAUUCUUCCCUUCAACCCGAAGAUGGCGAGAGAGAAGUCUGUCCGGGUUACCGGUUCAGAGAGUUACCGACUGACCGCCGCCGCUGGCAAUGGUUGCCGUUGCUGUUUCCCUGUGCGAUUAGCUCCAUCGGAACAGGCACCCACAAUGACCACGAACCCAUGCUUCAAGUUUCGGCAAGAGGAAGAGUCUCGGACGAUGCUCUUUCAUGCUUGGGUCAUGUCCUUAUCCGGCACAGUGCAUGCGAAGGCGUGUGCUCUGUCU